GGCCGUUUCUUAAAUUUCUUCAAGACCGCAGGCGGCCGCUCAUCGCAGCACGGCACGCGAAAUGCUUUUCCUUACGCAUUUUGAACGUAUGAUCGCAUCCACGAAUUUUUUAACCAAGCUGCAAUGAGUGCAUCAAGAAACUGCUCACGUGUUUAACGCGAUUUCCGCACGAGCGAUAAACUUUGAGCAUCGGGCGUGCAUCUUCGUCGAUUUGAGCAACGCAGUGGAUCGUCUCAAUGGCGUCUGUGAACAACACAAGGAUUUCCUUCUCGAGUACGACGUCUGAUCAGGCUCGAAGGGCAAGAAAGAGACAGCCCUCUGUCCUGAACGGUAUUGGCAGCUCGUACGAGGACAGAAACAGCGACUUUCUCUGUCCUAUCUGCUUUGAUAUCAUUGAAGAGGCUCAUAUGACUCCGUGCGGUCACACUUUCUGCUACAAGUGUAUCACAACAGGCCUGGAAUACAGCAACCGCUGUCCAAAAUGCAACUUUGUUGUCGAGAAGAAAGAGCAGAUAUACCCCAACUUUCUGCUCAACGAACUCAUCACAAAGUACAAGCAGAAGCUAGCUGACAAGAAGCUGAAGAUGCAAACACACAAUCAAGCAGUGUCUGAGCUUCACGAGCUCAUCGCACAGGAGGCAGACAACAUGGACCUCAAUGACGUCUACAAUAUGCUGGAAAUCCUUUCGCAAAAGAAACAGCAGCUGGAAGCUGACUGUAAGGCAGCACAGGCCCAGAUACUCAAGGAGUUCUUGCAGCAGGUUCGCAAGCACAAACAGGAGCAAAUGGACCAGCUGACCAGCGAGCUGAACUUCAUUGACGAAGAUCUUAGGAGUGUGGAGGCAGAUGUCAAGGAGCCCGAGCGUUCUUGGCUGGCCGGGAUGGAUUCUUCUUCCUCUGAGCUUCAGGCAGUCCCCGUCGAACAAAGUGCAAUGCAGGAUGGAUUUAAUGGCAGCAAGCACGGUGCCAAGCCCCAGUGGCUUCAGAGUACCCUGGCAGCUCGGCGAAAGCGGGUUCAUCUUCAUUUCGACGACCUGGAGCAGUGUUACCUGUCGGCACGCACCAAGAACUUGACCUCCACUUCCUCCGAUGGCCUCAGGGAGUUCACGGAGAAUCUGUCGAAAUUCACGAGGUACAGCAGCAUGCGCCCUUUGGCAACACUCAACUAUGCCACGGACCUGCUAAACGGAACCAGUAUUGUAUCGAGCAUCGAAUUUGACAAGGACAACGAGUUCUUUGCAAUAGCAGGAGUGACAAAGAAGAUAAAGGUGUUUGAGUAUGGCACAGUGAUACAGGACAUUGUGGACAUACACUAUCCCGUCAACGAAAUGAUGUGCAAUUCGAAAAUCAGCUGCAUCAGCUGGAGUUCCUACCACAAAGGGAUGCUUGCAUCUAGUGACUAUGAGGGCACAGUCACCAUAUGGGAUGCCUUCACUGGACAGAAAGUCAAGAUGUUCCAGGAGCACGAAAAGCGGUGCUGGAGCGUAGACUUCAACAAGGUGGACACCAAGCUCAUUGCGUCAGGCUCCGACGAUGCAAAAGUGAAGCUGUGGUCCAUUGCCUCGGAUCACUCCAUUACAUCACUGGAAGCCAAGGCAAAUGUCUGCUGUGUCAAGUUCAACCCGGAAUCCAGAUUUCAUCUGGCGUUGGGAUCAGCUGAUCACUGUGUGCACUAUUACGACCUGCGGAGCACCAAGCAGCCCCUGGGGGUGUUCAAGGGCCACAAGAAGGCGGUGUCCUACGUCAAGUUCCUCAACACCACCGAGCUUGUGUCUGCCUCGACGGACAGCCAGCUGAAGCUGUGGAACAUCAACAACCCUCACUGCCUGCGCUCUUUCAAGGGACACCUGAACGAGAAGAACUUUGUUGGGCUUGCAACCGACGGCGACUAUGUGGCUUGUGGGAGCGAGAACAACGCCCUGUACAUCUAUUACAAGGGACUGUCCAAGCAAGUGCUAACCUUCAGGUUUGAUGUGGUGCGCAACAUUUUGGAAAAAGACAAGAAAGAGGAGGACAGCAACGAGUUUGUCAGCGCCGUCUGCUGGAGAAUCGGAUCAAGUGUUGUGGUAGCCGCAAACAGUCAGGGCACCAUCAAGGUUCUGGAGCUCGUCUGAAGUCCUGGAGUAUUUCAAUUUGUUUCCCGAUCCAUCAUUUUUUUUUUUAGUUAAUUUUGCCUCGAUUUUGUUUUAUUGCUAGGGAAACUUUGCAGGUCUCUGGACUGACACUUUUUGUUUAAAAAACAGCAAGCAAUUUCAGCUUUGUAUAUAAUUGUUAUUUUGUUAGCCCUGCUCAUUCGUUAUUGAGCCUCAUUUUGUACCAAAUAAACCGUACUGGAUG
This is a messenger RNA of Ixodes scapularis (black-legged tick), 2337 nucleotides long. RefSeq names its product E3 ubiquitin-protein ligase COP1. The coding region runs from base 237 to 2114 and encodes 625 amino acids. The record is from RefSeq and is a predicted model, not a curated record. Gene Ontology annotation, molecular function: protein binding; ubiquitin protein ligase activity. Gene Ontology annotation, biological process: proteasome-mediated ubiquitin-dependent protein catabolic process. Lineage: Eukaryota; Metazoa; Arthropoda; Arachnida; Ixodida; Ixodidae. The transcript is spliced from 21 exons.